Molecule: messenger RNA, 948 nt
Organism: Cyanidioschyzon merolae strain 10D
Lineage: Eukaryota; Rhodophyta; Bangiophyceae; Cyanidiales; Cyanidiaceae
Exons: 1
Coding region: 1-948 (315 amino acids)
Biological process (GO): tRNA modification
Molecular function (GO): RNA binding
Source: RefSeq, a predicted model, not a curated record
AUGGUUUCGCCGGUGGAACCGGGGUUCACUGGCGUUCUGGUUACCACAGCAACGGGACGCGUUUCCAGGGCUUGUCGUGAAGCACUCGAGAGCUUUGCUGAACUCUGCUCUGAGAACACUGUAUGUGAAUUUGCUGGUGCUCAGGGCGUUCACGACGAUAGCCGACUGCUGGGCGUCCAGACUGCGAACGACAGCGGCACCGCUGACACCGCAUCGACUCUGAGUCCCAAGCAAGCGACGCCGCAGGCUGCAUCGUGGGUCAAAGUCCACGACACCGGCGUGCGGAAUACGUUUUUUGUACGCAUAGAGUUGGAGCAGGCACCCAGACCAGUGGAACUGGUGAAACUGCUCUUUGAACAAACGCGAAAGCAGGGUUAUGUAGCUGUACCGUCCUGUGAGAGCUUUUUCCCCAUAGAUGUUGUUUGCAAAGCCUAUACUCGUCACGCGGCACUCGCUUUGGCGGAUCAUGUAAGCGCAUGGUUGCAGGCACCGAUGAGCGGUACGCAUACGAAGCCGUGUCGCUUUGCGGUACGCUUCAGGUCCAGGAAUAAUGAUCGAGUGCAAGCGCACGACUUUAUCGACGUUAUCUGCCGUCAUGCGGUGCCACUGAUUGAGCGGGGCCUCGCUCGAGUGGAUCUCACCGAACCGGAUGUCAUUAUUUACGUGCAUAUUCUGGGAAAGCUGUGCUGCUGCGGUGCAGUGCCUCGGGAGCUGCACCAUCUCUCGUCGCCGCGCCUCAACAUUCACGCGUGUAUCCCGCGCCUCGCAGUCCAGGAGAAACGGGCCUUCGGGGAGCCACGAAUUCAUGCAGAGCCCGUGGCUGAUCACUCAGCAUCAGGGAAACGUCGGCGAGUAACAGACUCGCAAGCAGAACGAGAUGGAAAGAGCACCGGCAUUUCAUCCUGUGAUGGUGUUCAAGCUGAGUCGAACGGCGUGCCGCCGCCGUGA